This is a messenger RNA of Nothobranchius furzeri (turquoise killifish), 4149 nucleotides long. RefSeq names its product ADAM metallopeptidase with thrombospondin type 1 motif, 1 (gene adamts1). The record is from RefSeq and is a predicted model, not a curated record. Gene Ontology annotation, biological process: proteolysis; extracellular matrix organization. Lineage: Eukaryota; Metazoa; Chordata; Actinopteri; Cyprinodontiformes; Nothobranchiidae. Gene Ontology annotation, cellular component: extracellular matrix. Gene Ontology annotation, molecular function: zinc ion binding; metalloendopeptidase activity.
AAACCGGCUCCGAUCUGACUGCAAGGAUAGAGAAGAAACGGGUCAGCACAGACCGGACCUGCGUCUGAAUUUAGAAAUAAAAGUUCUCUGGAGAAAAAGUCAGGGUGUUCUCCACGAGUUUUACACUGGAUUUCCUCUGUAGGUAGUGUGCGUAAUUUGGAACAGUUCUUGGAACCCUAAAGACUCUGGUUCUGUAGAUCUUAGAGGAAAGUGGGUUUUCAGACUUCAUUAGAAAUUCUAUUCUGAUCCUUUUUCCUCAUUUGUUGGAUUUCACUGCUGCAUGAUGUGGUUUUCGCGCAUUUCCUUUGGUUUGAUCGCGGUUCUGUGCGUCGGAGUAGCUCAGAGCAGUGUGUGGGAGGAGAGCACAGUGGUGCCGGUCAGACUGGACCCCGCGUCCCGGGACAACGAGCCGUGGAGGAGCCUCACGGCCGAGGAGAGGGAGAAGGAGGCGGAGAUGCGGCUGUACCGGUUGGACGUGUUUGGAAAGCAGCUGGUUCUGCAGCUGGAACCGGAUCAGAACUUCCUAGCCCCGGGCUUCGUCUUCCACGUUGUGGCGAGCUCCGAGUCCAGACCUGCGCAAGAGCCCCAGCGGAGCGGCGCCGAACCGGGCUGCUUCUUCUCCGGCACAGUGAACGGAGAGGAGCACUCAGCCGCCGCGCUCAACCUGUGCCUCGGGCUGACGGGAGGGUUCUACUUCCAGGGGGAGGAGUACUUCAUCCAGCCGCGGAACACCAGCCGCCUCCCGGGAGGAGAGGAGGACGAGGAGGUCCACACGGUCCGCCGGAGGAGCCGCGCCUCUCUGGCCGAGGAGGGCAGCUCCAAAUGCGGGGUGAGCGAGGACGAGGAGAGGGUGCCAAGGAAUCUGGAGGAGGAGGAGGCCAGUCGCGGAGCUUUUAAGGCGCAUCAGACAGCCCACCACAGGACCAGGCGAUUUGUUUCCACUCCUCGCUACCUGGAGAUCAUGCUGGUGGCCGACCAGUCCAUGGCUGAGUUCCACGGCGCUGGGCUCAAACCGUACCUUCUCACCAUCAUGGCAGUGGCGUCUCGCCUCUACCGCCACCACAGCAUCCACAACUCCAUCAGCCUGGCUGUGGUGAAGCUGCUGGUCGUGUAUGAGGAGGAGCGAGGUCCUCAGGUGUCAUCCAACGCCGCCAUGACCCUCCGCAACUUCUGCCAGUGGCAGCGGCAGCACAACCCUUCGAGUGAUCGCCACCCGGAGCACUAUGACACGGCGGUGCUUUUCACCAGAACUGAUCUGUGUGGGGCCCACUCCUGUGACACUUUAGGCAUGGCGGAUGUCGGCACCGUGUGCGACCCUGAAAGAAGUUGCUCCAUUAUAGAGGACGAUGGACUGCAGGCAGCAUUCACAGUGGCCCAUGAGCUGGGUCAUGUCUUCAAUAUGCCUCAUGAUGAUGCCCAGCUAUGUUCUGUUGUGAAUGGUGUCCACUGGAGCUCUCACAUGAUGGCAUCCACCUUGUCCAACCUGGACCAGAAGGACCCAUGGUCUCCCUGCUCUGCCCUCAUGGUUACCACCUUCCUGGACAACGGCCAUGGUCAAUGUCUCCUAGACAAGCCAGUUAAGCCCCAACCACUACCACAACCUCUGCCGGGGACCGUCUACGAUGCCGACCAUCAGUGUCGCCUGACCUUUGGAGAAGAGUCCCAGCACUGCCGAGAUCUGAGCUCCACGUGUGCAGCUCUCUGGUGCACUGUAACCUCCUCCAAUGGUUUGCUGGUGUGCCAGACUAAGAACUUCCCCUGGGCUGAUGGGACACCAUGUGGAGAUGUUGGCUUCUGCUUGGCUGGACAGUGUCUCAGCAAGAGUGAAGCCAAUGACUAUCAGACUCCCGUUAAUGGUGGUUGGGGCAUCUGGGGUCCAUGGGGCGAUUGCUCCAGAACCUGCGGAGGAGGAGUGCAGUAUUCUUUCCGUGCUUGCGACAACCCGUUGCCGAAGAAUGGAGGCAAGUACUGUGAAGGCAAGAGGAUCCAGUACCGCUCCUGCAACACAGAAGCCUGCCCUGAAACCAACGGCCUGACAUUUCGUGAGGAACAGUGUCUGGCCCACAACGACAUGUCAGCCCAAGUGUCAUUGGGUUCAGGCGAAGGUGUUGAGUGGGUUCCCAAGUAUGCUGGAGUUUCUCCCAAAGACCGCUGCAAGCUGGUGUGCCGAGCCAAGGGGACUGGAUACUUCUUUGUCCUCAAAUCUAAAGUGGCCGACGGGACACCCUGCAGCCCAGAUUCCACCUCAGUUUGUGUGCAAGGCCAGUGUGUCAAGGCUGGAUGUGAUCGGGUCAUAGGGUCUAACCGGCGAUUCGAUAAGUGCGGUGUGUGCGGUGGAGACGGCUCUACCUGUAAAAAGGUGUCGGGCUCUCUGGAACAUGCCAGACCUGGUUACCAGAAUGUUGUAACUAUCCCUGCUGGUGCUACCCACGUGGACGUCAAACAGCGUGCUCCAGGCAAUAGUCGUCAUGACAACAGCUACCUGGCAGUGCGUCGCCAGGAUGGAACCUAUCUCUUGAAUGGCGAUUACAAACUGAUGACCAUGGAGACUGACAUCACCCUCCGAGGUGCACUGUUGCGAUACAGUGGCUCUUCUGCCACUCUGGAGCGCCUUCGAAGCUUCAGCCCGCUCCCAGAAGCCCUCACCAUCCAGGUUCUCUCUGUAGGUGAAGCCCCAAGGCCCCGAGUUAAAUAUAGCUACUUUUCCCCCAGGCCAAGCAACACUGCUUCAUCCUCCAGCAACAGCUCAGGUCGCCGUCCGUCAAUCAAUGCCAUUCGGGAGGUUGGUGGAGCCGAGUGGACUCUGAGGGAGUGGGGUCCAUGUUCCCAAACCUGUGGUGGAGGCAUGCAACAAAGAGAGGUUGUCUGUUUGGAUUACCAAGGGCGUGCAGCAAGGGACUGCCCAGAGGAGCUUCGACCUUUGGUUUCACGGUCAUGCUCCUCGCAGCCGUGCCCCACCUGGCUUCUGGGAGAAUGGUCUGAAUGCUCCAAGGCCUGCGGUCGAGGUUUCCGCAAGCGUCAGCUGCGCUGCAUUGGCCAAGAUGGACAAACAUUAACCCACGACAGCUGUGACCUGACAAACCGGCCACGACCCCUGCUGGAAAUGUGCUAUCGGAGCGCCUGCUAAGGACCUCUGGUCACUUCCGCUUUCUAACAAAAACCCAUACCUUCGCCGCCUUAAUUUUCCCUGCGGACAAUCUAAAGAGAUAAACAAAUGUUUACAUCUUGAGCUACACAUAAGUCCACAGUGAUUGUGAAUGUAACUAGAAAUAUUCCCUCUCUCCAUUGUGGGGCCAGAUGUGGGCAAAGUGGUACCGCCACCUGGUUGCAGCAAGAAAAACUUGCCACAGGUGUACGCUCAUCCGUCAGCAGUGGCUCAUCUCGUCAUCUGUUGAGGAGCUUUAUCAGAGCGUCUUAAUUUCCCACAGAAAGCACACUGCUUCAUUCUAAUGCCACGUUUGAUUGCGUGUCUGAGUGUCUUUAGAUGUGAUUCCUGUACAUAUUUGUCCAAGCUGGGCUGGACGUAUCGACCAGAUUUAGGACGUGGGCGAUAACUGCAGAGUAUAUAAAGAAACAAAUGUAAGAGAAUAGGUUCUCACCCCAUCAGGUAUGGAAGAUAAGAUAGCUCAUAUUGUUUAUGUUCAAACUUUGUGUUUAUUUAUCACGAAACUGAAGCACUUCACUUUUUUUUGUUUCUUUUGCCAGCGGCACAUCGUUUUCACCCGUUUCUCAAAAUGCCUCAGUACCUUUGUCUUUUAGCCAUAUCUUACCCUCAAUUACUCAGCCUUUGAUGAGGGAACUCAAAAGACCAAAGAGGAGUGUGUGUGUGUGUGUGUGGUGUGUGUGUGUGUGGUGUGUGUGUACUUAAAGAGGGACUUGUCUCCUGUUACUACUUCAUAAGUAAGUCUCUCCUGCCUUCUGCGAAGGCUCUGUUAUUCUUUGUUUUGUAUAAAAUAUGUAACUUUAUUUAUUUUUGUACAGCCUAUUAAAUGUAAUCGUGGCUUUUUAAAAAAAACAAGUACUAUUUUAUUUGUUAUUGAGUUUACAGAAGGAAGUAGGAUACUUAGAGUAUUUAUACAGUGUUUUUUAUAUGUAUAUAUAUAUAUAUGGUCCUAGAUUCAUGAUUAAAGCAUCACAUCGACUCGUUCA